Molecule: messenger RNA, 737 nt
Organism: Nilaparvata lugens (brown planthopper)
Lineage: Eukaryota; Metazoa; Arthropoda; Insecta; Hemiptera; Delphacidae
Exons: 2
Coding region: 6-722 (238 amino acids)
Source: RefSeq, a predicted model, not a curated record
AGCAUAUGCAAAAAAUGUAUGAAAAUGGAAGUAGAAGUGUCAUUAUAGAGAGCAGCAAUGGAUAUUCCUUGAGUGGAGUUCAGACAAAAAAAUGCAUUCUGAUCAGUGGUAUCAUACUGGGCUUUCCUGGAUUCGAGAAUAUCCUCCUUGAAUUUGUUUCAAAACCUCAUCUCUCCCCCCAAGAUAAAGUUUCAAUAUUCAAUAGAAACAUGGAAGAAUCGUUAAGCUCGUUGAAAUUGAAUGAUAGUGAGCAUUAUUUGAAAGUAGAUUCUAUUAUAUUCUCCGACAUAGUAUACCAAACGUUGAAAGAAAAUUCAUUUGAUCGGUUCUUCGAUAUCAGGACUGUAGAGAAAGACUUGAAUGAUGACGCUGGUCUACUGUUCAUGAUGUGCUCGACGUUCGUCGUAUUAAAAGAGAGACACAAUACCGAAAACAAACGGAGUGGUAGAGUUUCAAGUUCUGUAAAUGAUUUUCUUAGGAGUACCUCAAACACCCAACUACACCAAGGGAUGGACGUUGUAGUGGAGUAUUCGCCUUUUGUCGCUUCGUCUUUACUCAAUUCAUGGUCGACUGGUAUCAUAAGUCAGGUUUAUGGAGAGGAUAGUUGCAUAUUUGUUACCGAUGUACAUCUAACAACACAAGGAUCAACAGGAGCACCUGUCUACAGGUUUGUUAAUCAAAGUUUAAUUCUUCUUUUGAUUCUUACAGUUAUUCUUAAGUAGCUUGAACAGAUAUUU